AUGGUUCUUGAAGCCUCGAAGAUAACACUCAAAAAAGCUGAUGGCACAAUGGUGCGGCCGUAUAUUCCUGAAACGAUUGAGAAGAAUUUCGAUUUAGCAUUCCUCACGAUUCCACUUCCCUCCGAUAUGAAAAUAGAAAAAGAUGAAGUGUGGACGUUGGAGAUCAACUAUACCGGUUUCAUAUUCGGUCAUCCAAGCAAAGGUGUUUACACGAACACAAACUUCUACGAAUUCAACGGCAAGAUGGCGUACGUUCUGUGUUAUUUCCUCGGGAAUACAUCAUCGUUGCGUGUCGUUCGUGAAUUUUAUACCGCAAGAAGCACUGAUUAG
This is a messenger RNA of Anisakis simplex (herring worm), 330 nucleotides long. The record is from the annotation of a GenBank genome assembly. Lineage: Eukaryota; Metazoa; Nematoda; Chromadorea; Rhabditida; Anisakidae.